This is a messenger RNA of Monodelphis domestica (gray short-tailed opossum), 11488 nucleotides long. Lineage: Eukaryota; Metazoa; Chordata; Mammalia; Didelphimorphia; Didelphidae. The record is from RefSeq and is a predicted model, not a curated record.
AUGGCCUUGGUGACCCUGCAGCGCUCGCCCACGCCCAGCGCCGCCCUCCUCGUCCGCCAGCACCAGCGAGGCCCCAGCGGCCGAGGCCCGGCGUCUCUCGGCUCUCCGGGCCUGCCUGGGACCCUCGGGACGCCUCUGAAGGGCUCCGGGGCUGCGGUCGGCCUGUGGGGCCGGGAUCCCUGCGGCUCCUUGGUCGUGUCCGGGGUCCCCCCUCUGGAUCGCUGGAUGCUGCCCGACUCGGCUUGUCCGGAUGUCUUCUGUCUCCUAAUGGGGCUCUCCCGGAGUCUCCGGGAGGUUGGCAGCGAUGAAGACCGAAAAUUAAACCUCAGCCUCAGUGAGAGUUUUUUCAUGGUGAAAGGUGCUGCGCUCUUCCUGCAACAAGGAAACAGCCCCCAAGGACCCCGGAGUCUCCAGCAGCCCCACAAGCACGCAGGUGACUUGCCCCAGCACCUUCAAGUAAUGAUCAACCUUCUUCGCUGUGAAGAUAGAAUCAAACUGGCGGUGCGCCUGGAGAGCGCCUGGACGGACCGCGUCAGGUACAUGGUGGUGGUCUACAGCAGCGGGCGACAGGACACAGAAGAGAACGUCCUGCUGGGAGUGGACUUUUCUAGCAAGGAGAGCACAAGCUGUACCAUUGGGAUGGUGCUCCGUCUGUGGAGUGACACCAAGAUACACCUGGAUGGAGAUGGAGGAUUCAGCGUGAGCACAGCAGGAAGAAUGCAUGUGUUUAAGCCUGUGUCUGUCCAAGCCAUGUGGUCCGCCCUCCAGAUUCUGCACAAGGCCUGUGAGGUGGCCCGAAGAUAUAACUACUUCCCUGGAGGCAUGGCUCUGGUAUGGGCCACGUACUAUGAGAGCUGCAUUGGCUCUGAUCAGAGCUGCAUCAACGAGUGGAACGCCAUGCAGGACCUGGAGUCCACGCGGCCCGAUUCCCCUGCUCUCUUUGUGGACAAGCCGACCGAAGGGGAAAGAACAGAGCGCCUCAUCAAAGCCAAACUCCGAAGCAUCAUGAUGAGUCAGGACUUGGAAAACGUGACCUCCAAAGAAAUACGAAAUGAAUUAGAGAAGCAGAUGAAUUGUAACCUGAAGGAAUUCAAAGAAUUCAUUGACAAUGAGAUGCUUCUCAUCCUGGGCCAGAUGGACAAGCCGUCCCUCAUCUUUGAUCACCUCUAUCUGGGCUCCGAGUGGAACGCGUCCAAUCUGGAGGAGCUACAGGGCUCGGGCGUUGACUACAUCUUAAACGUAACCAGAGAGAUCGAUAACUUUUUCCCCGGCCUCUUCGCCUACCACAACAUCAGGGUGUACGACGAGGAGACCACGGACCUCCUGGCCCACUGGAACGAGGCGUAUCAUUUCAUAAACAAGGCCAAGAAGAACCAUUCCAAAUGCCUGGUACAUUGCAAGAUGGGCGUCAGCCGCUCUGCCUCCACGGUCAUCGCUUACGCCAUGAAGGAAUUUGGCUGGCCCCUCGAGAAGGCCUUCAACUACGUUAAACAGAAGCGAAGCAUCGCCCGGCCCAACGCGGGCUUCAUGCGGCAGCUGUCCGAGUACGAAGGCAUCCUGGACGCCAGCAAACAGCGCCAUAACAAGCUGUGGCGGCAGCAGACGGAGAGCAGCCUCUCGCAGGGGGCCGAGGACCCCCCCGGCCCCGGUGCCUUUCUCCUGGAGAGCUUGGAUGUGGACCUGGAGGCCCGGCUGGCCAGCUUGGACAGCCCCAAGCAGCCCGGGCUCCUGGACAGCCAGGCCCCUGGAGGCUCAGCUUUCCCCUACUGCUUCCGUCAGCUCUCAGACCCCUUCCCCAACUCCCCGGGAAAUGGGAACGACUUCAUCCAGCUGGAGGACUUGGAGAGAGACGCCCUGCUAGGAGGAGAGCUACGGCCCCCCGAGGCAUCGCCGGAACCAGCCAGACAGCCCCGGAAGGGGUCCGGUUUGUGCGACAAGGAGGUCAGGAAGAAACUGGAGUUCGGGGUUCCCAGGGCGCCCAGCGGCCCCUUGGCCCAAGUGGAAGAGAUGGAGCGGGAUGAGAGUCCCGGGGCCGAGAGGCGGGCCCUCAAGGAGAACAUGAAUAACAACAACAGCAAGCGGAGCUGCCCCGAAGAUUUCGAGCACGAUGCCAUCUUUGGGAUCCUCAACAAGGUGAAGCCUUCCUACCAGUCCUGCGCCGACUGUAUGUACUCCACGCCGAGGGCGGCCCCCGAGCCCUUCGGGGAGCAGUGCGAGCCGCUCGGCGCCCCUGCCAUCUGCACGCAGCCCCCCCUCCUGCCGCCCCAUCUCACGCCGUCCCCCGCGGACCAAGGCGCGGGCACGUCCCCGGGCCCCGGGGAGAGCUCGGCGGGCCUGCUCCCGGCCUCUGUGGGCAGCGGCCUCUCGGAGCCCCCCCGGGACCCUCAGAGGGUCCUGGCCAAGCCCCUGGGCCUCCUGAAGAGCGCUCCCUGCGAGGCCGACAAAGAGGACGCCGCCUCCAGAAAGGAGGCCAAGGCCACCAAGGACCUGCGGCGGCUGCUGUUCGGCCAAGAGCUGGCCAAGCCCGCCACCAGCAGCUACCUGAUGCAGCACCAGGAGUCCAUCAUCCAGCUGCAGAAGGCGGGCUUGGUCCGCAAGCACACCAAAGAGCUGGAGCGGCUGAAGGGGGUCCCCGGCGAGGCCGCGUCCUCCCUCCGGGACGGCCGCAUCCCCGAGGAGGGCCAGGAGCCGCUGGCCCCCCCGGCGUCCCCCCCGCCCCCCGGCGAGGCCGCCCUGCCUCUGGAGGGGGCCUCCCACAGGAGCCGGGCCGAGCACAGCAGCAGCUUCUCCAGGGACUUCCUCAAGACCAUCUGCUACACCCCCACCUCCUCCUCCAUGAGCUCCAACCUGACGCGCAGCUCCAGCAGCGACAGCAUCCACAGCGUGCGCGGCAAGCCGGGCCUGGUCAAGCAGCGCACCCAGGAGAUCGAGACCCGCCUGCGGCUGGCCGGCCUCACCGUCUCCUCCCCGCUCAAGCGCUCGCACUCCCUGGCCAAGCUGGGCAGCCUCAACUUCUCCUCCGAGGACCUGUCCAGCGAGGCCGACGUCUCCACCCUGGCCGGCUCCCAGGACGCCGGGCGGGGCGAGGCCCGCUCCGAGCCGGGCAGGAGCUGACCCCGACGCGGCCUCGCCUCCCUCCCCGCGCCCGGCCUGUCCCUCGCGGCCAGCCCCCCAUCUCAGCCGAAGCGAUUUUCAGAUGCCCCCCUCGGGCCGUAGCGGAAGGGCCGGCCCGGGGAGCCCAGCACGAGCGGUCCGCAGGGUCCAGGCGUCUCCCCAGGCCACACAGCCAAAGCGGCCGGGCUGCCCUGGCGGGGCCGCGGGAUGGGAGAGGCGCCGACGCGCCAUUUCUACCUCUGUGACUGCAGGCUUUCUGUUGUUCGGGCUUCUGGGUCCAUUUGGGGUUUUGUUCCUGUUUGAAAAAACCAAACCAAACCAAACGCGAUUCUGGCCCUCCCGAGGCCGUCCGAGAAGGCACCCCAGCCACGCGACACACGGGCCGGGCGCGGGCGCUGGUUGCCCCUGGAUGGUGGCCUGGGUUCUUCUGGUGGGCAGCUGGGCAGGGCACAGUGUCGGGCUCUGUCGUGGAGGGCGCGGAGGGGAAGGAUCCUGGCAUCUCCUGGGCUUGCCACGUUUUAAAAACUCCCGUCUAUGGGCAGGCCAGCCUGGGCUUUCUCAGUCCCCCUGCUGGGGUUCCUCAGGAAAGGGGCCGGCCCUCCCCGCUGCACCCCAUAUCACCCUCCAUCCUUCCUGAUGGGUCUGCCAGGGCAGCAAAGGGGGGAAGGGACCAGACAUCUGCUUAGUGCCUACCCUGGGCCGGGCACUGGGCUAAGUACGUUACAGAUACUCUCUCCUCCAUCUUGGUAGCCCCAGGUCCUUCGGGGCACCCAGAAUCCCCUUCUGCCUGCCUGGGGCCAUCUCUUCUUUACCAACAGCCGAUAGCUCAGGGUCCAUCGUUUCCCUCUAUUUCCCAUAUCAGGAAGAGGGGGAGGUGAAUGUCGUUGUGGGCCCUGGUUUUGAUUUUUCCUUUUCCAAGAUGGGUCAUUUUACAUUUUUCUGUGGUGCCCCCCCCAGGCAUCUGGGAACAGAUCCCCGAGACACAGGAGCAGUGAGUGAAGACCUCCAGACGUUUACAUGCAUUUCCUGUCACAAAAGGACUCCUUGUUAAACGAAAGAUAGAAUGAGGGGUUCCUCUGGCCCCCGGGUCCAUUGGGCUCGGGGUUCCCCUCCAGAUCCGAUAUUCUGUGCUCGUCCCGUUCUAAAUCUGGGCUUCCCUUAUUCCAAGGUCCCUUCUAGUUCAGGUCGUGGAACCUGGGGGCUGGGGCUGGAAGGAAGCCGAGUGCCCAUGAGGCCAGCCCUCCAGUUUACAGGCAAGGAUGUUACAUCUCCAAUCAAAUGACUCGGCCAAGGGCAAACUGGUGGCUUGUGGGCAGACUGGAGACCAGAAACAAGUCCUCAGCCUGCAAUCCACUGGCCAGUGACCAGAAUCCUGGAGUCUGAUUGGAGAGCCCUGACACCGCCUGUUCUGAGCCCCCUCCCAGCUCUUACACCCCCUGUUCUGAGCCCCCUCCCAGCUCUUACACCCCCUGUUCUGAGCCCCCUCCCAGCUCUUACACCCCCUGUUCUGAGCCCCCUCCCAGCUCUGACACCCCCUGUUCUGAGCCCCCUCCCAGCUCUGACACCCCCUGUUCUGAGCCCCCUCCCAGCUCUGACACCCCCUGUUCUGAGCCCCCUCCCAGCUCUUACACCCCCUGUUCUGAGCCCCCUCCCAGCUCUUACACCCCCUGUUCUGAGCCCCCCUCCCAGCUCUUACACCCCCUGUUCUGAGCCCCCUCCCAGCUCUGACACCCCCUGUUCUGAGCCCCCUCCCAGCUCUGACACCCCCUGUUCUGAGCCCCCUCCCAGCUCUGACACCCCCUGUUCUGAGCCCCCUCCCAGCUCUUACACCCCUGUUCUAAGCCUCCUCCCAACUCUUACACCCCCUGUUCUGAGCCCCCUCCCAGCUCUUACACCCCCUGUUCUGAGCCCCCCUCCCAGCUCUUACACCCCCUGUUCUGAGCCCCCUCCCAGCUCUGACACCCCCUGUUCUGAGCCCCCUCCCAGCUCUGACACCCCCUGUUCUGAGCCCCCUCCCAGCUCUUACACCCCCUGUUCUGAGCCCCCUCCCAGCUCUUACACCCCCAUUCUAAGCCCCCUCCCAGCACUUACACCCCCUGUUCUGAGCCCCCUCCCAGCUCUUACACCCCCUGUUCUGAGCCCCCCUCCCAGCUCUUACACCCCCUGUUCUGAGCCCCCUCCCAGCUCUGACACCCCCUGUUCUGAGCCCCCUCCCAGCUCUGACACCCCCUGUUCUGAGCCCCCUCCCAGCUCUGACACCCCCUGUUCUGAGCCCCCUCCCAGCUCUUACACCCCCAUUCUAAGCCCCCUCCCAGCACUUACACCCCCUGUUCUGAGCCCCCUCCCAGCUCUUACACCCCCUGUUCUGAGCCCCCUCCCAGCUCUUACACCCCCUGUUCUGAGCCCCCUCCCAACUCUGCUACCCCUUGUUCUAAGCUUUCUGAAACCCCCUGUUCUACUGUUCUAAGGCCCCUCUCAGCUCUGACAUUCUAACCAGCUUUUCCCAUUCUAUGGUUCUACGUUCUCCCUUAGCACCCCGCAACCCUGGCUCUAGAACCGUUCUGCUUCUUUUUGCUUUCUAACUCAUCCUGCUAAAAAAGGAGGAAGAACCAUUUUGCAGAGACAGAUCUGGCUCAGGAUGGGGGUUCAGAGGGGACGGGGAGCACAGAUUAGAAAUGAGGGGCUUCAGAACCAAGAUGCAAAGGAUCAUGGGCAGAGCAAGGGAGCUCUUCAGCCAUCAAGUCUUAUCAGGAAAGCAGGCUCUGAGUAGGGCCACCAGUAAUCCUCAGAGGAGCGAGCUAUUAAGAGACCGUGGCUGGAGAGCUUCCCCCGAGGGCCACAGCCCUCAAGUUGCCCAGCCCGGCUCUGCCCACCCCCCUCUUAAGAGAGCAUCCCUUUGUAGAAAUACCUUUUGCUUAUCUUUCCCACCCCUGGCCGGUCCUCAGACUUUUCACCCAUCAUCCCGGCUUUGAUUUGGAUAGGCCACAGGGUAGGUGAAGGGAGAGCCUGGACCGGAGUCUUUCCACAAUCACAUUUUUGCCCUGAGCCAGGAAUUUGGAAACCUUCCUGAGAUGAAGGAGAUCAGAGAGCCUGGGAGACCUCAUCCCCGAGACACCUGCCCAUCCGGGGCUUCUGAUCCCAGCCCUGCCGUGCGGAGGGUGCAAAAGAAACCAGUUCGGUUUCAGAAGAUUUUUAAAAACACGUUGCCAGACCUCAGGUUAAUAACCCCAGACAAGGGGCGGUCAGGCGGCUCAGUGGAUAGAGCACCCCGCAUGGAGAUGGGAAGUCCUGGAUUCAGAUGUGGCCUCAGACAGUUCUUAGCCAGACGCCCCGGACAAGUCAUUAGAACCAAUACUCGGUAUCAAUUCUAAGACAGAAGGGGAGGAUUUUUUUAAAAUUACUCCUGAACUAGGUAAAUGUAGGGUUCUAAAAACACUGGAUUUUGGAGUUGAGUCUCCAUUUUGCUUUUUAUUCCCCGUACGGCUUUUCUUUUUUAAUCCAUAUCUUCUAUCUUAGAAUGUUUACUGCGUAUUGGUUCUAAGGCAGUAGAGCUACAAGGGCUAGGUAAUUGGGAUUCAGUGACUUAUCCAGGGUCACACAGUGAGGACAUUUCUCAGGUUUGACUUGAACCCAGGACCUCCCAUCUCUAGGCCUGACUAUCCACUAAGCCCACCUAGCUGCCCUCCCUAUAUGACUUCCUUUUUUAUGUAAAAUGAAGGUGUCCCACUAACACUCCCCAACAUCUCUUCGAGCCCUUAAUCUCCAACCCCUGUGAUUCUUUCUAACUUUCUUUUUCUGUUCUAUUUUAGAUCAGCACAAACUACAAGAAAGUAUCUAGUCUGGCCAGAAAUCAUUGUGGGGUAGGGCUAGCCAUAGCAGGGAGACUUGAAUUCAAGACAAGACCUUCCCUCCGCCCCAUCUUAUUUUGAAACCUUCCCUUUCUGUCUUAGUAACAACUCUAAGACAGAAGGGCAAAAGCUAGGCAAAUGGGAUUAAGUGACUUCCCCAGGGUCACCCAGCUAGGAAGUGAGACCACAUUUGAACCCAGGACCUCCUGUCUCUUGCCCGUACCACCCAGCUCCUCCACACCACCCUGUUACUUUGAAAACAUAUUUUCCACCUACCCCAGACUUCCACUUUCCCCCCUGAAAUCACCCACUCUCCCUUAUUUCUGGUCCCUGCUAGCAUCUUCAUCAAUUCAGGGAACUCCAAGCACAGAAAUGCUUUUCCACUGGCAACUAUGCAAGUUCAGGUCUUGGAGAGAAUUACCUUGAGCAUUGAGAAGGGGAAUGGCUGGCCCAUCAGGACACCUCAAGCUCCUGUCUUCGUGCCUCCAAAUCUGGCCCUCCACUGGCUAUUCCAUCCCCCCGUGAAAUCUCUGUGGGUGUUUUUUUUUCUCCAUCAGCCAAAAAAAAUAAGCCUCUUCUCAGAGAAUUAUCCAGCUUUUGCCAAAUUACUUCUCAUGCUAGAAUGAUUUUCAUGUUAAAAUAUCUUUUUUUUUUUAACCCUUACCUUCUGUCUUAGGAUCAAUAUUGGGUAUUGUUUCCAAGGUAGAAGAACGGUCAAGGCUAGGCAAUGGGGGUCAAGUGACUUGCCCAGGGUCACGCAGCUAGCAGAUGUCAGAGGUCACAUUUGAACUCAGGACCUCUUAUCUCUAGGCUUGGCUCUCCAGCCACCGAGCUGUCCCCUAAAAUUCUUUAGAAAAAGGAGUGAUGGAAAACUUGCUUUAGACUAGCAUCCAUCCAUGUGAGUUUCCCAAAAGGUUUCAUUGCAGGAGCUACACCACUCUCUUCAUGCUCUUAAAGAGAGAGACGUUACCUCCCGGUCUCCCCGCUCUGGGCAGACAUCUCAGCCCAAUGGGAGACAGACAACACCUCAAGGAAACUGGCGAGCCUGGUUCCAUGCUAGAGGAGAAGCCAGCGUCCUAACACUGUAUACACUCAGGUCUGCCUGGUCAGAGCAAAGAAGGAGAGGGGGAGCCUGGUUAGCAUUAGCCAUUGACCUGGGCAAAUAGCAUUAUCUCCAAGGCCUCCUCUGGACCAAAAAAACAAAACAAAACAAAAAAUAAUGGGUGACUUCAACCUCAUCUCCUGAGUGGCCUCCAGCUUCUCAGUUGCCCCCAGACCUCUGCUAUAACCAUGUGAUAGCCAUUGGACAACUUUGAGAGCAAGGGAUUUGGAGUCAUAGGACCUGAGUUCAAAUCCUGUCUGUGCUCUUGUACCUGUGUGACCUUGAAUCCUAAGUCACUUUCUCCUCUGGCAAAUAAGGGGGUGGGACUAGAAGAUCUUUUGUGUUCCCAUCCAGCUCUGAAUCUUUGAUCCUGAGUGUGCUACAAAUAUAUUUGGGGUUCCCUUCCUUCUCUGGCUCAUUGUAAAGCUUUGAAGGGUCCUGGAGAUCAGGAGUUGGAGACUAGCAUUGUCUUCCUUUGGCAAAUGGAGGCUUUUAUUUCUCUAUUCUGAUUCUUCCUACAAGGCCACUGGCUUGCCUCAGUUUCCCCAGUUGCAUUCCUUUUUGAGGAUGGGUCAGUUUCCUCCUCCCUACCCUUCUGCAGCUACCUCUGGUUCUCAAUAAAGAAUAAUGGGACGGCUUGCAGCCUAGAAUAUGGUAUCCGUGACAGGGAAACAGCUUCAGAGAUGUCUCCCGGCCACAAAGAUGCACCAGUCAAUAGCAAAAUCCUGUUCAGAAAUGGAGGCUGUGAUGGCUUUCUUUGCCUUCAGUUUCCAUCUACAGUCUCAGUCCAGGCAGCUUUCCUGCAGACAAGGCAAUAGGACAGAAUCCCCGCCACCCCACCACCCCCGCAAAACUCAAAGUCAAAAAAUCGCCUCCCACUGAUGAGCGCUGAGCGGCUCGGCCACUCUUCAUGCCACCCACAGCACAAAUUGUGGUGGCUGUUCCCAAGUGGGACAUUGUGCGUUAGUCUUAUAUACUCCCCCACACACACACACCCCGAGAACCAUCCCCCAGACCCCCUUCGUAAAAAAUACAACAGUGCCUCCGACUGACUCCCUUUGGCCAGCCACAUGGCAGGUCCCACUCUUGACGCCUGACCCCGGGCUGGAGAUACCGAACUCUCACUAGAGAAACCGACACAAAUCAAAGCCAUUGGUGGGCUCUUGCCAGCCAAGACAGGGUUGCAGGGUCUCCUCAUCGCACCAGGGAUGAUGCUUUGGCCAUCUACCGCAUGCCAAAUGAUGCCAUCCCUGAUGGCCAACCGCUUGUAUCCUCAUCCGUCCUUCUGGUGAAUCCAUACGUAUGUGUGUGUGUGCACGAAUGGCUGUGGGCUUAUCCCACAGAUGUAUAUAUCUCUUUGUGUGUACCUAUAUAGAUGAAUAUAGAGACAACUCGAACCCGGCCAUUUCUCACCACCUCCUUCAUCCAUAUGCAAUCUCUUCCACAUUCCAUCAGCCCAAAAGAUCUCCGGUGAUACCGUGUUGUGACUGUCCUUUAGGAAUAUGAUGGGUUUCCAUAGCGUCGUUUGUUUUGUUUUGUUUUUUGUAAAGAACAGUCUUCAGGUCCAACCACCGGCAUGCCCGUCUUCCUAACAGAGUGGCCCUAACUAGAUGAGUUCUCCCUUCCCCCACCCCACCCCGCUUAGUGAUUUCUUGGCCUUGCUGCAUGAGAAUAGCUGUCUCCUCUUCCCCUUUCCUUAUACUGUAAUUAUAGUUUUUACAAUUGAGUGCCUUAAUGAUAGUUUACAAAUACCGUGUAUUUCUGCUAAGCUGUUCCACUCCGCUGAUCCUAUAGGCGAUGGCUUUUUCGAUCUCUGGGGGCAACUGACUGUUUUUACAUUGGGUGUGUCAUGGCUCCAUCAUUGCCUUUCUCCUCUCUCCCUCUCUCUCAUUGAAUUAUAUAUGUACAUACUUGGGUGUACAUGUUUGUAUGGGCUGGAAAUUCCAAAGCUCUGUUCCUGGAUCUUGAAAGAUUCCAAAUGACAUUGCCAGAGAACACUGGUAGUGAGUUCGGUUCCCAGGCACAGUAUCCUCAGAGAAGGUAGUGAGAGGCUCAUCAUUUCAUUCCUAGAUUCCUCAGAUAGACAGUUAACGUGCUUUGUAUCCUUGAAGGCCAUUUUGUCCAACCUCCUCUCCUUUGGAGCCCUGAAGGACAUUUUGUCCAACCUCCUGUCCUUUGGAUCCUUGAAGGGCAUCUUGUCCAACCUCCUAUCCUUUGGGUCCUUAAAGGACAUUUUGUCCAAUCUCCUGUCCUUUGGAUCCUUGAUGGACAUCUUGUCCAACCUCCUGUCUUUUGGGUCCUUGAAGGACAUCUUGUCCAACUUCCUGUCCUUUGGGUCCUUGAAGGACAUCUUGUCCAACCUCCUAUCCUUUGGGUCCUUAAAGAACAUUUUGUCCAAUCUCUUGUCCUUUGGAUCCUUGAUGGACAUCUUGUCCAACCUCCUGUCUUUUGGGUCCUUGAAGGCCAUCUUGUCCAAUCUCUUGUCCUUUGGGUCCUUGAAGGCCAUCUUGUCCAAUCUCUUGUCCUUUGGGUCCUUGAAGGACAUCUUGUCCAACCUCCUAUCCUUUGGGUCCUUAAAGAACAUUUUGUCCAAUCUCUUGUCCUUUGGAUCCUUGAUGGACAUCUUGUCCAACCUCCUGUCUUUUGGGUCCUUGAAGGCCAUCUUGUCCAAUCUCUUGUCCUUUGGGUCCUUGAAGGCCAUCUUGUCCAAUCUCUUGUCCUUUGGGUCCUUGAAGGACAUCUUGUCCAACCUCCUGUCCUUUGGAUCCUUGAAGGACAUCUUGUCCAACCUCCCAGUUUGGGCAGAAGUGCAAUUGAGAAUCCAUGUUCAAUUUAGGUUUGGACCAGAUGGCCUCUAAGGUCCUCAUUUCAGAAUCUAUAUUUCUAUCAAAUAGGUUUUCUGAGGUUACACCACCAAUACAUGCCCAGUUAUGGCUAGAACUUUAGCCUCUGGGGUCCCGUCUAGAGUUCCUUCUACAAUGCCUGGAGGUUGUUGGACAAAUGGAGGCUGAACCAUUGGCUGGCACUUUGCCCAGCCCUCCAUCCCCCAACACACAUAUAUCAUUUUAUUCUUCCUUUGUUAUUAUCUGAGCCAGCCCUUACUUCCUCUCUCGUUGCUCCUUGUGAAUAUGUCAGGACAAGUCGAUCUAUCCCCCACCGAGCACUUCCCAGGCUAGUUAUCAUCUUUGACUCUUCCAAAGGAGUAAGUAACCAAUAGCUAUCACCAAGCAUCACUCUUAUUAUGGUAUCAAUAUUCAUCGGUUUCCUUCUGGUCUUUUUUUUACAGAUAUAUUUAAGAGGCAGUAUCUUUUGUACUGUGAAUUUAUGGUAGAAGAUGAAUAAUGCACUUUUGUUUGUCCGUGGGUAUUGUGUAGAAUGUGUGUGUGCUUCUCAGAAAGAAAAUAAACUUUUUUUCCUGUGCAAA